Molecule: messenger RNA, 2624 nt
Organism: Neomonachus schauinslandi (Hawaiian monk seal)
Lineage: Eukaryota; Metazoa; Chordata; Mammalia; Carnivora; Phocidae
Gene: VSIG10
Product: V-set and immunoglobulin domain containing 10
Exons: 9
Coding region: 120-1739 (539 amino acids)
Source: RefSeq, a predicted model, not a curated record
AGGACCUGGGAGGAGUACUCAGUACCCCAGGGGCCGGGGCCCUGGGGAGGGGAGGGGCGCACACCCACCCAGCCGGAGCCUGCGUUUCCUGAGGAGCCCCUGCCGGCGUCUGGGGCGAGAUGGCCGCGGGCGUCCGGGCGUCCCAGCCGCAGGUCCUUGUCUGCCUCGGGGUGCUGCUGGCCCGCUGGGUCGCCGCAGGAUUGGAGGCUCUGGUCAUUGGACAGGUUCACGAGAACAUUACUCUGCACUGUGGCAACGUCUCGGGACCAAGGGGCUCGGUAACCUGGUACCGGGAUGACUCGGAGCCUGUCUUCCUCCUGUCCUACAAUUCCAGCUUCCCGCCGGCUGAGCCGCGCUUCUCUCUGGCAGAUGCCAGCUCGCUGCACAUCACCGCGCUGAGGCCGCGGGAUGAGGGCAACUACACCUGCCGGGAGGUCCUGAACGAGACCCGGCGGUUCCGAGUGUGGCUGCAGGUGGCUGGCGGCCCCUGUGAGGUUGAGGUCAAUAUCUCCAGCACCGGCAAGCUCCCCAAUGGCACCGUCUAUGCGGCCAAGGGCUCCCAGGUGGACUUCAGCUGCAGCAGUAGCUCCUGGCCUCCACCAAUGGUUGAAUGGCAGUUUCGGGCCCCAGAUUCCAGCACCGAGCCCUUUGGAAACAACCUGACAGUCAGCUACUUCACUCUGCUGCUGAUGUCACAAAACCUCCAAGGAAACUACACCUGUUUGGCCACGAACAUGCGCACUGGGAGACAGCGAAAGGUGACCACCGAGCUCCUGGUCUACUUCCCCCCUCCAUCAGCCCCUCAAUGCCGGGCAGAGAUGUCACAAGGAUCACUCAUGCUGCAGCUCACCUGUCGCUGGGACGGGGGAUACCCAGACCCGGACUUCCUGUGGACAGAAGAGCCAGGAGGUGUGGUCGUGGGGACGUCAAAGCUGGGGGUGGAGAUGCUGAACCAGUCCCAGCUGUCAGAUGGCAAGAAGUUCAAGUGUGUUGGGAGCCACAUAGUGGGGCCAGAGCUGGGAGCCAGCUGUGCGGUACAGAUCAGGAGCCCCUCCCUUCUCUCUGAGCCCAUGAGGACUUGCUUCGUGGGCGGCAAUGUGACGCUCACCUGCCAAGUGACUGGAGCCUACCCCCCUGCCAAGAUCCUGUGGCUGAGGAACCUCACCCAGCCUGAGGUGGUCCUCCAGCCCAAUGGCCACUAUCUCAUCACGCAGAAUGGCCAGAUCUCCAGUCUCACCAUCCGCAACUGCUCCCAGGCCCUGGAUGAGGGCUACUAUGUCUGUCAGGCUGAGAACCCUGUGGGGGUGCGGCAGGUGGACAUCUGGCUGACCGUGAAAGAACCUUUAAAUAUCGGGGGACUUGUGGGCACCAUCAUGAGCCUCCUGCUGCUGGGACUGGCUAUCAUCUCAGGGCUUAUGUUAUAUUACAACCCCGUGUUCUGCUGGAAAGUAGGAAGCACUUUCAGGGGACAAGACAUGGGGGAUGUCAUGGUUUUGGUGGAUUCAGAAGAAGAGGAGGAGGUAGAGGAGGAAGAUGCCGCUGAAGAGGAGGAAGAAGAGGAGGAAGCAAAUGAGAGAGAGGCAUCGCCAGAAGAAAUCCGUAAGCAUGGCCACGUUCACAGAGUGACUGCCCUGGUGAAUGGGAAUGUCGACUGGAUGGGCAGUGGGCUCCAGGCUCUGCAAGAUGACAGCAGUGAGGAGCAGAGUGACAUCGUUCAAGAAGAAGACAGGCCAGUUUGAAGAAAGAGAACUAUCCUCCGUUAUCCCAUCUUAAAAGCCUGGAAAGCUACGUUGAAGAUGAGCUUUUCAUCCUGCUUUGACUUGACUUGCACCCCUGCCUGAGGGCUGAAAAUGGUUUGGGACACUCAGCGAAAAAAGAAAAACACACACACAGAUUCCCUUCCCCACCCCCCCCUUUUUUUUUCUAAAUUGGUUUGAUUUGCUGUUAAGUUUUCUCAUUGAUGUUAAAACGUGUCGGGAACAGGCAGUGCGUGGCGGGGAAAGGUGCAUUUGGCAUCUGAGGUGCCCCCUUCACGGUGACUCUGGCUUGAUCCAGGUUGACUGAUGCUGAUUUGGAGGGGACAAGAGUGGGGGGAAGCACCUGGCCUCCAUGCACAGUGCUCCCAGUACACUCUUAGAGGUCCGUGACCAGCUUGCCCCAUACACACAAGGGAAUAGUGUGGGGUGAUAGGGACACCUCCUUUAUCACUGCCCGGAAAGCCAGGCAGACGUCACCUCCCUGGAAAAGGUGAGGAGGUGUCCGAUACUGAUGGGGAGUCAAAGGGAGGCAGUUUGGCUCGGGUUUUGGAGUUGUAAACACCUAGGCUUGAACGUGGGCCCUGCUCCUUACUGGUUUCCUGGCCUUGGGCACGUUGCUUUCCUCUGCCGGGGCCUCAGUUUCCUCAUCUGUAAAAUAGGUGAAAUCAUACCUGCCUUACAGGGUAUGGUGGGGACUAAAUGAGGUAUUGUGGAGGGGAAAGUGCUAUCCAGCAGGUGUUCAGUAGAUGUUCUUUAUCCUCUCCUCUGCCUUUCCUAGUGGAAGAAACUAUGUCAUCUGUAAGUUACAGGCUGCUGCCUGGGCCUCUCCUUCUUUGUAAAAUGGUUUCAGAGGAAGCAUUAUCAGGG